Molecule: messenger RNA, 889 nt
Organism: Telopea speciosissima
Lineage: Eukaryota; Viridiplantae; Streptophyta; Magnoliopsida; Proteales; Proteaceae
Product: mitochondrial import inner membrane translocase subunit TIM23-2-like
Exons: 1
Coding region: 125-679 (184 amino acids)
Biological process (GO): protein import into mitochondrial matrix
Cellular component (GO): mitochondrial inner membrane; TIM23 mitochondrial import inner membrane translocase complex
Molecular function (GO): transmembrane protein transporter activity
Source: RefSeq, a predicted model, not a curated record
ACGGAGCUCUUCAAGUCAAGACCCAGAAGCCAAAUUCUCUUCUGAGAUCAAAUCUAGAUUCCAUAUUGGAAUUGGGGUUUCCUGGGAGAUAAAAAAACAGUUGUUAAAUCAAAGAAAAUUUUUUAUGGCGUUUUCGAAAAGUGAUCAUGGAGAUGAAGAUCGUCCUCGCCUCUACAACCCCUACCAGGAUCUGCAUCUACCGGUUCAAACCCUUUAUAAACUCCCGACGUCCCCUGAAUUCCUCUUCCAAGAAGAAUCCCUUGUGCAGCGCCGAUCCUGGGGUGAGAAUCUUACCUACUACACCGGCUGUGGCUAUCUCGCCGGAGCUAUCGCCGGGGCAGGUAAGGGCCUUGUCGAAGGUGUCAAGGCCUUCGAAGAGGGUGACACCUUGAAACUCCGCAUCAAUCGCAUCCUCAACGCCUCCGGCCACUCUGGCCGCCAAUUCGGUAACCGAGUUGGCGUUAUUGGCUUGUUGUACGCGGGGCUGGAGAGUGGAAUCGUUGCCGUCAGAGACACCGACGACGUCAUAAACAGUGUCUUGGCCGGUCUUGUUACCGGAGCCCUGUAUAAGGCGGCGUCCGGGCCAAGGUCAGCCGCUGUUGCCGGCGCUAUUGGAGGGCUGAUGGUCGGCGCUGUGGUUACAGGGAAGCAGGUUAUCAAAAGAUACGUGCCCAUUUAGGGUUUGUUCUUCUCCUUCCUUCUUCCUCAUACGUGGGUAUUAUUCUUGUGUUCUCAGCUAUGAAAAUUAAAAUAUACAUGUUAUCGAUUUCUAAUUUCUUUCCACCUACCAUCUCCAUGUAAUUUGUGGAAUGCGUGGAUGUUGUUGAAUAAUUGAGCCAUCUAUGUACGCGAAGAAACAUUCUAUUCUAUGAGUUAACUAAAUUUUUAU